AUGUCGUCGUUAAAACCACCAACAGCAGCCCCGGGCUCAACCCCAAGAACAAUCUCCCCCUUCCUCUCCCCGGGCCCCCACACCACCCCCAACUCCCUCGCCAUCCUCCAACUCUCCCGGGAUAACCUCCUCCCCGUAUACCUACAACCGGCCGCCGGCGCACACGAUGGCUACGCAGAGGGCGCCGUCGUCAAUACUCGGUACGGAUCCUUCCCGCAUUCCACUAUGUUGGGUGUACCGUGGGGAUCGCAGAUUAGGGCUAGUAAGGUGGAUACGGGGUCGAGGGGGAGGAAGAGGAAGAGGGAGGGUGAGCCCGAGGGGGAUGGGGACCGCGAGGGGGGGGAUGCUGAGGGGGGAAAUACUGAGGGGGGGAAGGGGGGGAAGGAAGGUGAGGAUGGGACUGGGACUGGUGGUGGUGGAGACACAGCAGUGGUGAAGAAAGUAGUGGCCGACACGAGCGGGUUCAUCCACGUCCUCCCGCCAACUCCCGAGCUGUGGACCAGCAGUCUGCCACAUCGCACCCAAGUGGUCUACACCCCCGACUACAGCUACAUCCUCCACCGUAUACGCGCACGGCCCGGGUCGACACUCAUCGAAGCGGGCGCUGGCAGCGGGAGCUUCACGCAUGCGUCGGUGCGGGCGGUGUAUAAUGGGUAUCCGGUGGUGGAUGAAGAGGGGGCUAGGGCUAGUGGGCCACGGAAGGGGAAGGUGUUCAGUUUUGAGUUUCAUGAGGAACGGUACCACAAGAUGAAGAAGGAGCUUAGGGACCAUGGGAUGGAGCGGUUGGUGCAUUUGACACAUCGUGAUGUGUAUGGAGGUGGGUUCUUGGUGGAUGGUGGGAAGAGCCCGGAGGCGGAUGCUGUGUUUCUGGAUUUGCCUGCGCCCUGGGAAGCGCUUCAUCACCUCUCCCGACGGAAGCCCGCACCCACCACCAAACCGACCUACACCACCGACACCUCUCCAUCCGGGAAAGCCGACCCCGAAUGGGUAUCCCCGUUAAACCCCCGCAAAAGCGUGCACCUCUGCACCUUCUCCCCCUGCAUCGAGCAAGUCACCCGCACGGUAUCAGCGAUGCGUCGGCUCGGGUGGGUAGACAUCGAGAUGGUGGAGGUUGCGAACCGUAAGUACCACACCUCGCGCGAGCGGGUCGGGCUGAACCUCAACUUUGAGCGGGGCGUCAACAACUCGGCGCAUGAUGUCGAGGAGGCGAUUACCCGGCUGGCGGAGAUUGAGGCGAGGUUUCGGGAGCAUGCGGCUAAGCCUAGGGGGGAGGAUGGGGAUGAGGAUAUGGAUUCUGGGGAUGAGGAGGUGCCUGUUGUGGGGAACACCAAGACCAACGGGGCUAGGAAUCCCCUCGAGGAGAAGACGACGACGACGACAGCCAGCACAGCACCCUGGCUCGAAGGCCGACUCAUCACGCGCGGCGAGCCAGAGAUCAAGACGCACACGUCGUAUCUCGUGUUUGCCGUGCUGCCCAUGGAGUGGACCGAGGCGGACGAGGCGGCGGCCGCGGCGCAGUACCCGCUGGGCAAGGAACAAAAGGUCAUUGGGGCGGUGGAUAAGAAGGCGCGGAAGCAGGAGAGGCGCGAGCAGUUGCAGAAGACGCAGGGGUCGGGGAGCCGGAAGGCGAGACGGAAGGAGAGGGAUGAGAAGAUGGGGGAGAUUGGGGUGUAG
Messenger RNA from Dichotomopilus funicola, 1674 nucleotides. RefSeq lists its product as uncharacterized. The coding region runs from base 1 to 1674 and encodes 557 amino acids. Gene Ontology annotation, biological process: tRNA methylation. Gene Ontology annotation, molecular function: tRNA (adenine(58)-N1)-methyltransferase activity. NCBI's taxonomy places the organism in Eukaryota, Fungi, Ascomycota, Sordariomycetes, Sordariales, Chaetomiaceae. Gene Ontology annotation, cellular component: nucleus; tRNA (m1A) methyltransferase complex. The record is from RefSeq and is a predicted model, not a curated record. The transcript has a single exon.